AUGCACAUCAGAUCACACGGGCGCCAACAGCAGCAACCGCAAAUGAUUUACAUUUCCUCGUACAACUCUGUCUGGCUACUCUCUCCAGUCGACAUCGUCAACCAGGUGAAGCAAUUACUCAGCAAGAAGGAGUUCGAUCUCGCUCUCACUCUCGUGAAAAUGUCAGAUGAGUCGCCGAAAGAUCGCGAGGAGAGAGAGCGGAGCAUCAACAAGUUGUAUGCCUUUGAACUUUUCAAGCAGCGUUCAUUCAAAGAUGCCAUGGACCUCUUCCUUGAGUUGCACACUGAUCCCUCGCACGUCGCUGGUCUCUAUCCAAAUUUGUUGCCAGAAGAAUUUAGAAACCAAAUUCGAUAUCCCGGUGACCUACCUGUAUUGGAGGGUGUGGAUAUAGAAGGAGGUCUUCUCUGCCUCAUCGAGUAUCUAACAAAGAAACGACACGAUUUGAUAAAGAAAGAUGUGAAUCGUGAGGUGGCCACGACGACACUGGUCGAUGGGUCGGUCACUAUGAAGCCGAAGAAGCAGCUGCUGCAAAUUAUCGACACCACGUUACUCAAGUGCUACACGAAUGACGCCCUGGUUGGCUCGUUGCUGAGGCUGAAGGAGAACAACUGCCACCUGGAAGAAUGUGAACGAGUCCUCAAGGCUCACAACAAGCACGCCGAUCUCAUCACUCUGUACGAAAGGAAGGGACUGCAUACUAAAGGUCCGAAAAACAUAGAUCUGAUAUUUGAAUACUCAGAAUGGAUUCUCAAGAAAGAUCCACAAGAGGGCCUCAAGAUUUUUACGGAAGACCUGGAUGAAGUGCGUUCACUUCCACGCCUGCCAGUCUUCAACUUCCUGGAAAAGAUCAACCAGGAUGUCCUCUUUAAUUAUGUGGAGCACGUAGUUAACGAGUGGUCGGACACAACGAUGAAGUUGCACAACUACCUGUGCACGCAGUACAUCACUAAGACAUCUGCACUCUACUACGACUACAUCAACAACUUGCCUCCAGGAGUGAAGCCCACAUCAGCAGGCAGUGAGCCGGGGGAGUUGGGAGAGUUAAGGAGGAAGACGAUAAAAAUGCUGAACACAUCCAUGUAUUAUCAGGCCGAUCUGCUUUUGAAACAACUUCCACAAAAUAUUCUGCUGGAAGAGCGCGCCAUAUUGUGUGGCAGGCUUGGCAAGCACGAGGAAGUACUCAGCAUCUACGUUCUUCAGUUGCAAGAUUUCGCCGCUGCUGAAAGGUAUUGUGAAAACGUUUAUGAUGAGAAUGACGAAAGCUCGAAGCAGGUAUUUUUCGACCUUCUGAAAUAUUACCUGACACCUCCCCAGUCAUCGCCAACAUACGCAUCAACAUUGGAGCCAGCAGCAGCAGCAGUACCGGCCACUUCAUCCACACCAUCUGCAGUUCCCAACGUUGAAGCUGCCUUGCAUUUGGUUGAAACAUAUUCCUCCUAUCUCGAUAUUGUUAAGGUUUUAGAUUUAUUUCCGAAAGGAACUAAGUUAUUCACGAUGUUCAACUACAUCGAGAAAGUUUUGAGUGCAUUCCACGGUCAGGCUAGGCAUUCUCUUAUACAGAAAAAUCUCUUGAAAGCCGAACAUUUACUUGCCACUGAAAGUUACAUGAGGAUGAGGAAGAUGAGGGUAGAGAUGAAUGAAGAUAUCAACUGCAAAGUUUGCAACAAGAGGAUCGGAAACAGUGCAUUCGCCAGGUAUCCGAACGGCGUGAUAGUUCAUUGUGGCUGCAUAAAAGAUGUCAAGUCAUGUCCCAACUGA
Messenger RNA from Helobdella robusta, 1758 nucleotides. RefSeq lists its product as hypothetical. The coding region runs from base 1 to 1758 and encodes 585 amino acids. The record is from RefSeq and is a predicted model, not a curated record. Gene Ontology annotation, cellular component: membrane; cytoplasm. NCBI's taxonomy places the organism in Eukaryota, Metazoa, Annelida, Clitellata, Rhynchobdellida, Glossiphoniidae. Gene Ontology annotation, biological process: vesicle-mediated transport; intracellular protein transport; autophagy. The transcript is spliced from 16 exons.